Messenger RNA from Anneissia japonica, 2869 nucleotides. RefSeq lists its product as uncharacterized. The record is from RefSeq and is a predicted model, not a curated record. The coding region runs from base 537 to 2090 and encodes 517 amino acids. The transcript has 5 exons. NCBI's taxonomy places the organism in Eukaryota, Metazoa, Echinodermata, Crinoidea, Comatulida, Comatulidae.
GUCCAUCACAAACGGGCCGUAAAGUCGGCAUAAUUAUGUAGUUUUGUGUUACGAGCUAAAAUAGGUGAAAAUGCAUUAGGUUUGGUAAAAUGGGAUUUUUGUGUAUAUGAAAUGAUCAGUUAAUAAACUUACAUUAUACGAGGUUUCAUGGCAAUCUGAUUUCUCUAAAUACAUAAUUUAAGCAUUUUAUUUUGAGUAUGUAUCCAAGAAAUGAUGCUAGCUCUCCGAAAACCCAUCUUAGAGAUCGGAAAAUCGGAGAAAUCAUCGCUGUUUUCACAUGCUUGUAUCUUCCAUUGUGAAUGGCUUUUGACCUGGCUUUGACGUCAGAUCUGCCUAGUAUAUACAUAUAAAUGUUUCUGAUUGGUUAAUCUUUGGUUCUCUCUUGAAAUAUUCAUUUUCUGACCAAUAAAGGAUAGUGUAUCUCGUGAAUUUCUUAUGUAAAUUCUGUAAACAAUGGUUGUCAAGCUUGUAUCAAGCCUUCUCAUUGGUCGAGAGGCCGAAAAAAUUAGUCUCUUCAUGAUCCAGACUACUAAAGCAUGCAGAGCAACGUGCGUGACAGCGAUGUAAACACAAGCGUCAUGUCUUCCGAGUCAGCUGCUUCACGUAUUGCCGAUGCAAUUAAUGAUGCGAAAUGCCUUCGUUUAUCGGAAAAUGAUCAAGUAUUAUUAUCAAAUAUGAUACAAGAUUAUUUUGAUGAUCCGAUUGAAGAUGAAAACGACACCGAUACUGAGGAUGAGGAUGAACAAUCCAGUAAUGAAAGUGACGACGAUGCUGGCCAAGCCGAAGAUGGUGAUGACAAUGUUGACGACGAUGAUCACCCUGAUGUAAAUAUCCAAGAUGAAAUUUGGGAGGAGGAAGGGGAUGAAAGCUAUAUGGUUGGUGAUCUUGCGGGGGAUAAUUUUUUGAGAAAUAGUGGUUUCAACUGCAGUAUGUCAGAAAGUGAUGAGAAGGAAAUGGAAAACAUUCGAACAAAGAAGUGUAGGUGUCGGAAACCAUACGCAGGAAUGGGUUGCAGCCAUAAAUUUUUGGAUGAGUGGAUUUUCCAGGUACGGUGCCAAAUAAACGCAUUAACUCCAGACCAGAAGUGCAUGUUCCUACUAGGAAAGAUUUCUAGUGGUGGAGUCCGGACAUCUGAAUUAACAGAAUCUUCAAAGAAAAUUAACAAAAACCGGAAACGUGGACGUACAAGUAUUGGCUACUUUGUUGAUGGAUUGAAAGUGUGCAGAGAUGUAUUCUGUUUUAUUCAUAUGAUGAGUGAUAAAACAUUGACAGCAUUAGUCAAGCAUUACCUAUCGAAUGGUAUUGAGUUGAAAACAAAGAGGUCUGGUGGUUGCGGAAAUAACACUAGAAAGUUCAGCGGAGAGGACCACAAACGUGCUGUGGAGUUUAUCACAGGCUAUGCUGAAGUCCAUGCUCUCGUAAUACCUGGCCGUGUUCCUGGGUUUAAAAGUGCUGACCCCCGAACAAGACUUUUGCCAUGCAAUGUCACCAAAGCAAAGGUUUGGAGGCUUUACAAAAAGGCGUUACAAGAAAUGACAAGCCCAGAUGGGAAAGAGUAUCAUGUUUUGGGGAGAUCAUCAUUCUAUAAUUCGUGGAAUGCCUACUGCCCCUAUGUUCGUACGACAAAGCCACGUACAGAUUUAUGCUGGACCUGCCAAAAAAACAACCGCAAGGUCUACCAGUCAGCGAAUCAAACACUUGCUGAGAAACAACAACUUCUUAAAGAUCAAGAGGAGCAUCUGCGGGUUGUGCAGCAGGAAAGGAAGCUAUACCAAUUGGAGUCGGCCGAUGCAAAAGUAUCUGUUGAUCAGGAUCCUGCAGACCUUGGAAAACAUGACCAAUGCUCUCGCCAAGGUGCAAUGCACUACAGUUUUGAUUAUGCCCAACAGGUGUUUUUCCCCAACGACCCGGAGCAGCCUGGCCCAACAUUUUUUCUGACUGCUCGCAAAUGUGGUGUAUUCGGCGUGCACUGUGAGGGUGUCACUAAGCAGGUGAACUUUUUGAUCGAUGAGAGUGUGACCACUGGUAAGGGCUCCAACUCAGUUGUGUCCUUCAUGGAUCAUUAUUUUGACCACUACGGUUUAGGAUAACAGCAUCUUCUUCUCCAUUGUGAUAAUUGUAGUGGUCAAAAUAAAAAUCGUAUAAUGAUGGCGUACUUGUGUUGGAGAACACUGCAUGGUUUACACAAGCGGAUUGGCAUUAAAUUUCUGGUAGCAGGCCACACUAAGUUUGCCCCAGACUGGUGCUUUGGACUGUUUAAGCAACAGUAUCGUACCUCGCAUGUUUCAUGCUUAAAUGAUAUUGCUGACUGCUGUAGAAGGGCAACAACAGCUGAAGUAAAUGUACCUCAGCUUGUGGGAAAUGAGGCAGGAGUGGUCUAUGUACCUACUAGGGACUGGAAGUCAUUCCUGACACAAUUUUUUAAAGCUGUACCAAACAUAAAGUCAUCGCAUUGCUUUAGAUUUGACUGCGAAAACCCUGGAGUAAUAUUUAUGAAGAAAUUUUCUGAUUCAGAGGAGAUCGCUUUCCAACUGUUAAAGAAUGGCCAUGACUUGCCUCCUGCCGAAUAUCCACCUGUGAUAACGCCACCUGGAUUAUCGACUAAACGAAAACAUUAUCUAUUCAAUGAAAUACGGCAAUAUUGUGCUCAAGAUGGAAGGCAAGAUGUUACAUGCCCAGUGCCAGAUGAAGGUGUGUCAUCAUCUGAAGAUGAUAUGUAAAAAAUAAGAAUAGAACAACCCGCAAAGUGCACGUCUGCAUAGCGCGCUUGCCGCUUUAGCUGCGCUUUUACAAGUCGCACGAAGCGCGGAAAACACAUUAUUGAUAGUGUGGAUGAAUGCAGUACUGUAAAUAAAUACUUUGAAUUAUA